AUGGCAAAUACUGAGACAGCAGCACCAAAGCUUCCCAUCAUUGACCUACGAGGCUUGAUCUUUGGAACAAGCUCGUGGAUUUCAACAUGCAAAGAAAUCCGAAGAGCCCUAGAAGAAUACGGUUAUUUCGUGGCGCUUUCGGACAUUGUAUCAGAUGAUCUUCAAGAUGAUGUUUUUAAGUGUCUUAAGGAUCUGUUUAGCUUGCCAUCGGAGAUCAAAUCCAAGAAUAUCUCCGACAAGCCUUUCCAUGGUUACUUCGGACGGAGACCUUUAUCUCCUCUAAUGGAGAGCCUGGGAAUUGAAAACCCCAAUUAUCUUCAAUCAGUUCAAGAUUUUGCUGCUCUAAUGUGGCCCCAAGGAAAUCAUUCCUUCUGUGAGACUAUUCAUAAGUACGGAAAUAUAACCAUUGGACUAGAAGAAAUGGUGACAAGAAUGUUGUUUGAUAGUUACGGCAUAGAGAAGAAACAAUGUGAGGCACACAUUGAAUCAAUAAACUACCUUUUUAGAGUGUUGGAAUACAAACCACCUAAGGCAUGUGAAGUCGGAAAAGGCACUUUCGCUCAUACUGACAAGGACUUUCUGACAGUUAUUCAGUGUCAAACAAGUGGUUUAGAGGUGAAAACAAAGACGGGGGUUUGGUUAUCUGUCGAUCUUCCUCCUUCAUCUUUCUUCGUCAUGGCUGGAGAGGCUUGCAAGGUAAAAUUAGGGUUUCUUUUAACAUUUUGUUCAUUUAAGAGAUUAAUUGUAAUUAAGUUGGUUAAUUAAUUAGGGAUGGAGUAAUGGUAGGGUGCACUCCGUUGUGCAUCAAGUGAAGAUGGAGCCGACUAUAGAUCAAAUGAGAUACACUUUGGCGUUAUUUGCUUACGGUAAAGGGACAAUUCAAGUGGCUAAGGAGCUUAUUGAUGAUGAACAUCCCAUGUUGUUUAAGUCAUUUGAUAACUAUGAAUUGCUUAGGUUCUAUACUAAAGACCCA
Messenger RNA from Impatiens glandulifera, 973 nucleotides. RefSeq names its product probable 2-oxoglutarate-dependent dioxygenase AOP1.2. Bases 1 to 765 code for a protein of 254 amino acids. NCBI's taxonomy places the organism in Eukaryota, Viridiplantae, Streptophyta, Magnoliopsida, Ericales, Balsaminaceae. The transcript is spliced from 2 exons. Gene Ontology annotation, molecular function: dioxygenase activity. The record is from RefSeq and is a predicted model, not a curated record.